This is a messenger RNA of Grammomys surdaster, 1294 nucleotides long. RefSeq names its product MAGE family member F1 (gene Magef1). Gene Ontology annotation, cellular component: nucleus. Gene Ontology annotation, biological process: negative regulation of transcription by RNA polymerase II. The record is from RefSeq and is a predicted model, not a curated record. NCBI's taxonomy places the organism in Eukaryota, Metazoa, Chordata, Mammalia, Rodentia, Muridae.
GGUGCUCCCGCCGCCGUCUUCCCCGGCCUGUUCUCGCAGUCUCUAGGGUGGCAUGCCGGGCACCGCCUGCCCGAAGGCAUAGGGCAGAAGCUUGAGACUGCGACAGUCCUGCCGUCUCCCGCCGAGGGCGAGCCCAGGUCCUGGCUGCCUCCCAAUGCCAUCUGAUAGGACUGCCGCCGGCUCAGUGCUGUUUCUGCUGGUGAAAGACAGGAAGAAGGGCCUCAUCGCAAGUCCCAAGACGGUGACAAUUAUCGGAGACUUGAAGGGUUUGCACCGGAAGAUCACCUCAAGGGCCGCAAAACCGCGGUACGUUUUUGCUUUCCAGCUGAAACAGCUCCAUCGCAGACACCACACUUACAUCCUGACCAACAGGUUAAAACCUCUUGAGGGGUUGGAGGAGGAUCUGGGAAGAGAUGGCCGCAGAUUAGGUCUCUUAGUAAUGAUCAUGGGUCUUAUCUACAUGAAAGGUAAUAGCACAGUUGUGAGAGAUGCUGAGUUGGUUGUGGGGUGCUUCCAUCAAAGAAUCUUAUGUGGGUACUCAAAAAGGCUUAUUGUGGAAGGUUCUGUUCAGCAGCGAUGCCUUAGUUACAGGCAGGUGCCUCACACCAAACCGUCGGAAUAUGAAUUCUCUUGUACUCCCCAAAGCAACCUGGAAAUCACCAAGAUGGAAGAAGUGGGGUUCGUGCCCAGGCUUCAGAAGAGUGAACCGCUGUAUUGUCCAGAGCUGAGGCUACAUAGGACCACCCUCCACUAUGGCCACCCCCCCCACCGGUGGUGAGGGUUGGGGAAAGGUGGCCAGUGAGGGCCUAGUGGGCUUGGUAUCUACUGCCUUUGAGUUGUAAGUAAUGUCAUUUCUGAGAAAAUUGGAAGCUUUAGUUUUUAGAUCUUAUAUGUUAGGCUUUGUUACUUUUAAUAUAUUAAAUUGGUAUUUAUAAAUGAGUCUGUUCUUUUUUCUAUGGAAUUUUGUUAUAGUUUUGCUGAUUUUGUAAAACGAGCCGUAAAACUUUGUAUGUUAUUCUGUGGUUCUGAGUGCAUUGUGCAACAUUGUAAUUUCGGUCCUUGACUGGCAUGAAGGGACUCAGCAGGUUGAUAAGGGUGUGUGUGUGUGUGUGUGUGUGUGUGUGUGUGUAAGCUUAUUUGAUGCCCAGCCUCUGACAUUUUUCAUGUUUUAUUACAAAAAAAAAAAAACAGUAUGUACUUCUAUUUACCUAUAUUAUAAUGCUCUAUAAAAAGUGAAAAUACAGUAAAUGAGAAGCAUAUCCUGGUACACUUAAUAAACUUGUUGAACAUUUUA